This is a messenger RNA of Frankliniella occidentalis (western flower thrips), 2912 nucleotides long. RefSeq names its product serine palmitoyltransferase 2 (gene lace). Gene Ontology annotation, biological process: ceramide biosynthetic process; sphingosine biosynthetic process. Gene Ontology annotation, cellular component: serine palmitoyltransferase complex. NCBI's taxonomy places the organism in Eukaryota, Metazoa, Arthropoda, Insecta, Thysanoptera, Thripidae. Gene Ontology annotation, molecular function: pyridoxal phosphate binding; serine C-palmitoyltransferase activity. The record is from RefSeq and is a predicted model, not a curated record.
CACGCCCGCGGUGCGACUCGUAAAUGAAAGUUGGUGCUUUCCGAGAGCCGGAGCGGCUCAUGCGCAGAGAAGUGGCGGUAGUUCCAAAAGUGACCGCGGGGCGCGCGGAGCGCUGCGGAUACGAAGACGAGGCGAACGGAACAGUCACAGUCGGCGAGACAUGCAGACGUCCAAACAUGGCCACAGAGGGACUCCUUAGCGACGGCGCUCAUCAGCUCAAAACCUUCGCGGUCAACGGCAAGCACGCCCUGAACGUUGUCAACGGGAAGGCCAACGGGGUCGUCCACUCCAAAAAGAAUGGGCAUGUUACCGCCCACUGCAAUGGAACAACUACAGGUGUCCCUCAGAGUGAGCCUAAAAAGAAGCCUCACUCCAAAGAAUCUUUUGAAGAAGUACCACUGGUCACAGCAGUAACAACAUAUAUGGGCUUUUAUUUGCUUGUGGUGUUAGGAUACCUCAAUCAGUUUCUGUUUGCCCCUCCAGUUGCCAAAGAAAGAAAUAGGAAGGGAUAUGUUCCUCUCUACAAUAGAUUUGAACAAUUUUAUUCACGAUAUGUGUACAGACGUAUCAGAGAUUGCUGGAAUCGACCAAUAUGUAGUGUCCCUGGAGCUGAAGUUGUUUUGAAGGACCGUAUCACCCAUGAUUAUGGAUGGACUUUUCAGUACACUGGCCUAGAAAAGAAAUGCCUAAAUUUAGGAUCCUACAACUACCUGGGUUUUGCUGAGGCUACUGGUCAAUGUGCUGAGGACUCAAUUCAAUCAAUCAAAAAAUAUGCCUGUGCAUUAGGUAGCACAAGCCAUGAACUUGGCACAAGCCCAAUUCAUCUGGAACUUGAAGAAACUACAGCUCGCUUUUUGGGUGUGGAAGCUGCUAUUACUUUUGGAAUGGGUUUUGCAACUAAUGCUUUAAAUUUACCCUGUCUUUUAUCACCUGGAUGCUUGGUCAUUAGUGAUGAGAAAAACCACGCCUCACUUAUUCUAGGACUGCGACUAUCUGGUGCUACUACACGUGUGUUUAAACAUAAUAACAUGAAAAAUCUAGAGAAAGUAUUGCGGACUGCCGUUGUUCAGGGCCAACCAAAAACUGGUGCACCUUGGAAAAAAAUAUUUAUUGUUGCUGAAGGCGUCUAUAGCAUGGAAGGAUCUCUUGUACAUCUACCUGAGGUCAUUGCUUUGAAGAAGAAAUACAAGGCUUACCUGUUCUUAGAUGAAGCUCACAGUGUUGGUGCAAUGGGACCGAGAGGCCGAGGUGUUUUGGAUUAUUAUGGUGUUAAUCCUCAUGAUGUUGAUGUCUUGAUGGGAACUUUCACAAAGAGUUUUGGAUCUGCUGGAGGUUACAUUGCAGGCUCAAAGGAAUUGGUAGAUUUCUUGCGUGUAAACAGCCAUGCUGCCUGUUAUGCCUCAACUAUGGCGCCCCCAAUUGCCCAGCAGAUCAUUACCUCAAUGCGCAUUAUCAUGGGGGAAGAUGGAACCAAUGAAGGUCAGAAAAGAGUAAUGCAAUUGGCUCGCAACACCAGAUAUUUCCGGCGCCGUUUACAUCAAAUGGGCGUUAUUAUUUAUGGCCAUGAAGAUUCUCCAGUUGUACCUUUACUGGUUUACAUGUUCUCCAAAAUUGGGGCUGUGGUCAGAACUCUUGCAAAGAAAAACAUUGCUGCAGUUGGAGUGGGCUUCCCUGCAACUCCUUUAAUGGAAGGUCGUAUCCGGUUUUGUUUGUCUGCCGCUCACACCAAGGAACAACUGGAUAAUGUUUUGGAUGUUCUUGAAGAUAUUGCCGAAACUCUUGGACUAAAGUACUCUCAACUUCCACGUUACAAAGGUGUUAUUCAGUAUGAAGAUGAAAAUAAGUAAUGUUAAAUUUGUAAGCGUGAUUAAUUGUAACCAAUCCUUUGUUGCCUUGCAUCAAGGCACCAAGUACAAUCAUGAAACAUGCAUGGGCAUUGCACAUUGACCAGAAUAUUUUUGAUACCAUGCUUUUAUUAUUGUCAUUGUCAAGAUUUUGUGCUUGACAGAGUAGAUGGGUAUUUUAGAAAUAUUAGGACAACAGCUUUCUUGUUCUUUAAUGUGAUAAGUGCCUUUGUAAGAGCAAAUUACAAAUUCUCUAUAGUUUUGCCUGAUAAUGUACCUUAGUGAAAGUAGGGCAUCAAUCACUUUCUCCUGCAUCUGCGACAAAAUAGGUCUCAUAAGAUUAAAUGAUUUUUUUUAUUUUGUUUUAAAUCGCUUAUGCUGAUUGUGGCUGUGUGUUAACUGCUUUAUUUGAAAUUCCAAUAUUGAUUAAUUAUCUAGUUCCUCUGAAGUUUACUAGCUCUGUUUUGUAUUUAUUGGUGUGAAGUGAGACAUUUAACUCAGCUGAGAAACUGUUGCUAUGUUUCAGCUUCACUAUGCGAAUGUACAAAAACUGAGGUUGUUUAAACUUUCCUAUAUUUAUAAGUGGCUCAGGAAUUUUUUUAGUCACAUGUUUUUUUUUUGUUUUUUUUUACUGUUGUAUUUUACUGUAAGGAAAACAAGAUGUGCUUGUAGUUUGUCAUAUUUUGAUCACAUUUUCUUUCCCUAGAAUUUCUUCUCUAUUUAUUUUAAAUUUAACUCCGCACUUGACUUUGGCCAAUUCCCAGUCUUGAAUUUGUUUAAGUAGUGCUUAAAUUUCCCUUUGACUAGUAUGAAACUUACUAUCAAUUUUUUUCUAUAUUCCCGGGGAAUGAUCCAUUCCUGUUCCACUCAAUUAUUAUUGUGUAAUAGUGUACUUCAGUCAUGUUAAUGCUCUUGAAGUGCAUAAUUUUUUUCUUAAAGCAUGCAGGUAUGUCUGUAUUUAGUACACACAUUAUUUAUAAAUUAUUGUAUGUGGCUUUACUUUUCACCAUCCCUGAGCAUUUAAACCAUGUUUCUUGUUUAUAAAAUGUUGAGUGUGAUUGAAAAUAU